Myotis lucifugus (little brown bat) is the source of this 266-nucleotide messenger RNA. Its product is annotated as C-type lectin domain family 2 member L. Lineage: Eukaryota; Metazoa; Chordata; Mammalia; Chiroptera; Vespertilionidae. The record is from RefSeq and is a predicted model, not a curated record. The annotation marks the transcript as partial. The transcript is spliced from 3 exons.
ACACCACCACCCGUCUCCUGCUCGGAGCCAUUGCCGUCCUCCUGUUCGCCAUCCUGGUGGUGAUGAGCAUCUUGGCUUCCAAGGGCUGCAUCAAGUGUGAGGCGCCCUGUCCCGAGGACUGGCUGCUCUACGGCAGGAAGUGCUACUUCUUCUCCGAGGAGCCGAGGGACUGGAACACCGGCCGGCAGUACUGCCACACCCACGAGGCGGCGCUGGCGGUGAUUCAGAGCCCCAAGGAGCUGGAAUUUAUGUUCAAGUUCACGCGG